CUGAAGCACGUGAGUAAUUUUUUGGCCGACUUUUUUUUGUUUAUGACGCGGUCUCACGUCUCGAGUGCCAUCAUUUGCCUGCCACGUCUCAUUUAUUUCGAUACGAAUAUGGCAGAAAAUGAGAAUUCGGAUACUAUUUCAGUCACGGAAACACUGAGUCAUGUUGAAACUGUUCCAGUAGUUACCGAAACGCAAUCUGCUACACUGUCAUCAGAACAACCAAACACAACAGAUGUUACAAUAGAUGACCAAGUGAAAUCUGAAAUUACAGUUUUGCCAGGAGUCAGGAGUUAUAUUGAAGAGGCGAAUCCGGAUAGAUCAUGUCAUUUUACACACGAUUUCGAAGAAAUUCUUGAAGCAUCUGAUAAAGAAGAUUUAAGUUGCAUAUAUUGCACUGACUAUGUAUCUUGUGACAUAGAUCAUUUUAAGAAUCAUUUGUUGAGAGUACAUUACACAUUUGCAUACAAUUAUAUGCUUGAUGAACAGAAUGUCUGUGUCUUGCCAUGUAGAAGGGCUUGUAUAACUCGACCUAAGCAAGGUAAUCGAAGUCAUUUUCAUUGUCCAUCUUGUGGCAGAACAUAUGGAAGAAAGCCUGCUCUCGCACAUCAUGUUGAAUCUUGGAAAGGUAACUGUUUUCCCUUGGGACAACUGCAGAGAGAAAAACCACUCCGAGGGCAUCAGCGUUUACGAAACAAGAUACACUCAUCCAGUGAUAUUAUGGGUAUAAAAAAUGGAAGAUUUAGUCUAGAUCCUCCCAGAUCUGCUGCCAGCUUCAUAGAGGAACAUUUGCAAAAUGCCAGUGGAAGUGAUGUUGAAAUUCAAUAUGGAGACUCGUCACCUGAAACUUCUUAUACAGUAGUGGUGGAGAAUGGAGAGUUGGAGGAAGAGAGUGUGACAUCGCCUGCGAAACGAAGCAGAUUAUCAGAUAACUCUAUUCUUGACAUGUCUAGUGAACCAAGACUUCAUGGUGCUGUGAAAAUGUAUUCAAUGUCUGCGAAGAAAAACCUUUCAGAUGCUGAUGAUGAGGCUGCAACCUAUUUUGGGAAAACUGUGUCAUCAAGAAUUCGGGGUUUAAGUGGAAAGAAACGUGCGGAAGCAAUGCAGAAAAUAAUGCAAUUGCUUUUUGAAAUUGAAUAUGCAGACAUUUAACAUUUUUGAAGAUCGGAAAUGUAGUAGAUAAUAUGGUACAGUAGAGCGUUGAAGACACUAAGGUGGUGCUCAUAUGAAGAGAUGCCUGCUUGCCAUUGUGCGGCUGUCUAUUGCUGUGAUAACUGAAGUGAUAUUUUUUGAUUAGUUGUUGACAAUGUUUUUUUAUAAUGUGAUAUUAAUUAGAUAUUAGUGUUGACUUUGAACUCUAUUUUAAAAAAAUAACACUGAACUCUGUUUUUUUUGAGAAAAAUUACGAUUUACAUAUGA
This is a messenger RNA of Styela clava, 1416 nucleotides long. RefSeq lists its product as uncharacterized. Gene Ontology annotation, molecular function: DNA binding. Lineage: Eukaryota; Metazoa; Chordata; Ascidiacea; Stolidobranchia; Styelidae. The record is from RefSeq and is a predicted model, not a curated record.